AUGGAAGAAUUACCGUCAUCAAUUGGUCGUCUCUCUUCACUUGUUAGUUUGGAUUUGCAGAGAUGUAAAAAGCUUAAGGGUCUCCCAAACAGCAUUUGUGAAUUGAAACGUCUUGAUACUCUACAUCUCAGGGGCUGUUCAAAUCUAGAGAAAUUGCCUCCUUUAUAUGGUUUAUGCUCUUUAAAGGAGCUAUAUCUAGAUGAUACUCCAAUGGAAGAAUUGCCGUCAUCAAUUGGUUGUCUCUCUUCACUUGUUAUUUUGAAUUUGGAGAGAUGUAAAAAGCUUAAGAGUCUCCCAAACAGCAUUUGUGAAUUGAAAUGUCUUGUGACUCUACAUCUCAGUGGCUGUUCAAAUCUAGAGAAAUUGCCUCCUUUAUAUGGUUUAUGCUCCUUAAGGGAGCUAUAUCUGGAUGGCACUGCACUCGUAAAAAUUACCCUUGACUUUUUCUCUUUAUCAUCAUUGGCAGUAUUGUUUCUAAAUGAUACUUCAAUAGAAGAAUUGCCGUCAUCAAUUGGUUAUGAAUUGAAUUUUUGUAAUUGCGUAAAUUUGGACCAAAGUGUACGUGGCACCAUUAUGGCAGAUGCUGUCCAGAGAAUUAAAGAAUUAGCCAUUGCUAGAAGUUAUCCUGGUUUUUUGGUUGGUUUACCCGGAAGCAAAAUUCCUGAGUGGUUGAGCUGUGAAGGCCCAGGACAUUUAAUAGAAACUUCGUUCCCUCCUGGUUGCUUCAAUAAUAUGUUCCUGGGUUUUGUUUUUUGUGCUAUUCUAGAAUUCAAGGCUCCUGUUUUUCAUGGGGAGAGAACCUUAGUAUGUCGAAGCCGUUUCAGAAACAAUAAUGGCUACACAGAGGCCAGUUUUACAAGUGAAUAUUUCUAUUUGGAAAAUAUCAUAGAAUCAGAUCGUGUGUUCUUUUGGUACGAUGGCUAUGACAUUUCCUUUUUAGAUUGGCUCAAACAAAAUUGUGACAUGAAGAAUAAGGCAACAUUCCACCUCCCUGAUUAUUUUAGCUGCGGCCAAAUGAGAAUGUGCGAAGUGAAAAGGUUUGGGUUCCACUUGUUAUAUGACAAAGUUGAGCUAAACAAAUACAGAGAAGCCAAUUUUCUGGAGCAAUUCAAAGAAAUAACAAAUGCUGACAAUAAGAGAAGCAGGGAAGACUUCUACUCCAGUGAUAUCAAUGGCAACCAGGAGGUGGAAACGCACCCUAAAAGAUUGAGGCAAAAUUUCUUUAUGGAAGAUUACUUUUCAAAUGCUCAGGAUGGGAUUAACUACGACGCUGCUAUGGUUCCUUCAAGUUCUUCAUGUGAAUUUGCUCCCAAAUUCUACAAGUUUCUUUGAAAUUCGUCCCUACUAAUUGUGGAGAACUAAGGAUUGCGGCUCUCUUUCCCUCGAGCUGCGUUGACAUCUUCCAAAUCUGGGCAUCAACUUUCUGAUCUGUCGGAUCUCAUUUGUUUUGGGCAUCAACUUUCUGAUUUGGCGAGUCUUACGAGCCCAUCUCUCGCGAUUUCAGUGGCGUCUUCCAGACUAACUCUACGCCAACCCCGGCCUUCUCCAUCUCGCCUCUUCCAUUUCUCUUCUUCACUCAACGAUUCUGAAGCCCUAUGGUUUUAGUAGCCUCCAAUUUCUCCCUCUCUUGCACAAACUUAAUUAGCGACUAUAAGUCUUCCAUUUCAGCUCAUUGUGUUCAAUUCUGGCCUGAUCCUCCAAAUGAGAUAUUGAGUUUCCUCACGGCAGAUGCAGUGGUAGUGACUCUAUGUUAACUCAGGAACGAAGCGCUUUGGAAUUCUAAUCAGAUUACAAGCUCUGCUUCCUCCUUCCUUCAUCAGUGAUUAGCUGCCCAAGUUAGUGACCAUCCAUCCUAUUUUGACUACUCUUCGACAGUUUCUGUGGCUGAUUUGUUGAAAUGGCACAAGCCUGCUUCGGGAUUCUUGAAAUGCAAUACAGAUGCUUCCUCCUGUCUGCAUCAUAACAAAAUUGAGCAGGUUGGGUUCUCUGUGAUUGGAGAGGACAGCUGAUUAAGGCUUGCUAAAUUGAGCUUCUUGGUCCAUCUAAUCCGAAAAUCACUGAAGCUCUCUCUCUCCAAGAAGCUCUUAGCUUGAUUGAUGGAAGGGGUAUGCAUAUCGCCUAAUUUGUUAACUUAUUCAACCUUGAUUGAAUGCUGAUGUUGUUCCUUAUCCUGCACUUAUGGAUGCCCAGUGCAAGAAUUGUUAAGUGAAAUCUGCUGUGACUUUAUUUGAUGAGAUAACUAAGUAGGGAAUCAAGCCUAAUGUUGUCACUUAUAAGGCAACUCAAGAAAAUUACAGUGGCAAGCAGGAAAUUUUGUCCAUCUUCCAUACUUGCAGUUGCGUAAAAUGCAGCAAUUGUUGUCGUUUUCUAUAAUAAGAUUACUGCCAUGUUGUGAAUGUUUAAAAAUGAGAACAUGCAAUAUUUACACUGUAAUUUUGGUGCAUUUGCAUCUAAGGAAAAUUACAGGAAAAGUACUCCUGUAAUUUUAAUAUUAUUUUAAGUUCAGAAUUAGCAGGGUUAA
This is a messenger RNA of Hevea brasiliensis (rubber tree), 2521 nucleotides long. RefSeq names its product disease resistance-like protein CSA1. Lineage: Eukaryota; Viridiplantae; Streptophyta; Magnoliopsida; Malpighiales; Euphorbiaceae. The coding region runs from base 1 to 1332 and encodes 443 amino acids. The record is from RefSeq and is a predicted model, not a curated record. The transcript has 5 exons.